AUGGGCGGAAUAGACUUUGUGGGAGCACGAAUCAGAUCCAGUAAAUGUCUCACAAAACCACCCGAUCGAGGCAUCAAUUUGGCCGUUGCCCGAAUUGUGAUUGGGCGCUACGGUCGAGCAUCGCCGCUCGACGAAACCGAAGCUGAUGGCCGAGCGUUGUGGCAUUCCUUGACAGACCUCUUUCGCCACACGAACGUUUUCGAUCCUCUACGAGUACUCUUGUCGGACAUGUCCAACAUCGACUUCAAAACUCCUCUUCUCGCAGCUGGGUUCUCCGGCGACCUUGUCAUUCCAUCAGACCCAGAUUACAAAGCAUCGCUCACCCGUUUUGCCAAGAACGCACAAAAAAAUGCCGGUCUCGUAGCAUUUGUCAAGUCUGCUGAAGACGUCUCACAUGUUAUCAAAUUUGCCUCCGCCAACUCGGUUCCUAUUGUCGUUCGCGGUGGUGGACACAGCACGUCUGGGAGUUCGUCCACCGAAGGCGGCAUUGUGAUUGAUCUCUCGAGACAUGUAAACAGUGUCCGAGUUGAUGAGGAAAAGCGGUUGGGCUAUGUGGGUGCGGGUGCGAGCUGGAGGGCUGUAGAUGAAGAGGCCAUCAAGCAUGGUCUCGCAACUGUUGGUGGCACGGUUAAUCAUACUGGUGUUGGAGGACUCACCCUCGGUGGUGGUUAUGGUUGGCUGACGGGUGAACACGGUAUGACGAUUGACAAUCUUGUCCAAGUCACGAUUGUAACUGCGGAUGGUACCAUCCACACCGUCAACGCCGAGACGGAUCCCGACUUAUUCUGGGCGAUUCGAGGUGGCGGACCCAACUUUGGUUGUGUGACCGAGUUUGUGUAUCGUCUGUACCCUCAACGACCCACCGUCUAUGCUGGCCCACUCAUCUACCCUCCUCCCAUGUUUGAGGCCGUCGUUGCUGCUGUGGGCGAGUGGUAUAGCACUGUGAGCGAGAAGGAGGCUAUCAUGAUGGUCACUACCUCUCGUGGUCCGACUGGGGACCCAGCUGUUGUCGUCUUUGUGUUUUAUAACGGUGAUGAAGAAGAGGGCAAGGUGAAGUUUAAGAAGCUCUUGGAUCUCG
Messenger RNA from Acaulospora colombiana, 1078 nucleotides. The record is from the annotation of a GenBank genome assembly. NCBI's taxonomy places the organism in Eukaryota, Fungi, Glomeromycota, Glomeromycetes, Diversisporales, Acaulosporaceae.